GGAGUCCGGCGGCAUUUCGCCUAUGCGCUCGCUUGCAGCCCCUAUAAAUAUACCCAUUUGGCCUCCGUCUUCUUAAAUCUCACUACGAUCUCUACAAUUUCAUCUGGAAGAAGAAGAAGAAGAAGAAUUCUCACAACUUCCUCUCCUUCUCUCCCUUAAUUAUAUAUUAUAUAUAAUUAAUAUUCUUUAUAGGCUUUUUGUUCUGCAUCAAUGGCUCAACUUACAUUAUCGAUUGCUAUGUUCUCUCUGUUUGUUGCGCAUUCUUUCAUAUCAGGAGUUGUUUCAACUACCUUUACAAUAGCAAAUAAGUGUGACUAUACGGUAUGGCCAGGCAUUCUCUCAAACGCUGAUGCGCCGGCGCUUUCUACCACCGGUUUCGCCCUCCAAAAGGGUGAGACAAAGACCAUCACCGCACCUACUUCAUGGGGUGGCCGCAUGUGGGGUCGAACAUUUUGCUCCGAAGACUCCACUGGAAAAUUCUCUUGCUUAACAGGUGAUUGCGGCUCUGGUAAGCUAGAAUGCUCAGGCAGCGGAGCUGCUCCUCCGGCUACACUGGCAGAGUUCAAGCUGGACGGCUAUGGUGGAAUGGAUUAUUUCGAUGUGAGUCUUGUAGAUGGGUACAAUCUCCCUCUGCUGGUGGUGCCUCAGGGUGGCUCCGGGCAGAAUUGUUCAAGAACCGGCUGCGUGGUGGAUUUGAACGGCUUGUGUCCUUCGGAGCUUAAGGUUACGAGCUCCGCCGGCGACAGCGUAGCUUGCAAAAGCGCGUGUGAAGCUUUCAGGCAACCACAAUACUGUUGCAAUGGCGCAUAUGCUACACCCGACACUUGCAAGCCGUCCUCCUACUCUGAGAUCUUCAAGAACGCGUGUCCAGACGCCUACAGCUACGCUUACGAUGACAAGACGAGCACCUUCACAUGUAUCUCCGCGAAUUACCUCAUAACCUUUUGCCCAACCCCUAACACAAGCCAGAAAGCUUCGCAGGGUCAGAACACUGAUUGUGCAAUUACAAGCACAGUCAACAGCACCAUGGUUUAUGAAGGUGCAGCCUUGGACCAAAGUGGAGCAUCACCGUCCACGCGUACCCACGUGUUCGGCUCAAAUGCCAUUGCGAGGAUAGUCACCGUCACAGUAGCAAUUUGGCAGUUGAGACAUCUCUUCUGAGUUCUAACUCGUUAAUUAGCUGGCUAAUUAUAUAAAUGUGGCGAAAGGGUAGGCUGAGGAAGCUACAAAAAAAGGCAAAUAUAAUUUUUGGCCGGAAUGGGAUUUGUCGUAUUGUUCGUGGACCCCUACUAUUUUGGUGGUUUGCACUUUUCGAUGCAUGGGCCAUGUGACCUAGUGGUGACGCGGCACUGAGUCCUGAUGGAAAAAGCUCACCCGUUACUCCCAUAAAAUCCAAUACACCGAUUUGUACGGUUAUAUUGUAGUGGGAGGUGGUGGUGAAGUUGAGAUGGAAUUUUUCUAAUUUUCUAGUUAUAGUUUUUAGAUUAGAUAUAGUAUUUUUUUUUUUUAAUGGUGGAAUGGGAUUCAUUUGUUGGUUUCUACAUCAUAAAUAUUAAAUGUACGUAACCCACCACAUUUUGGUGCAUGCCCAAUAAUAACAUGAAUUUCUCUUCUCAA
Molecule: messenger RNA, 1617 nt
Organism: Hevea brasiliensis (rubber tree)
Lineage: Eukaryota; Viridiplantae; Streptophyta; Magnoliopsida; Malpighiales; Euphorbiaceae
Product: thaumatin-like protein 1
Exons: 3
Coding region: 211-1161 (316 amino acids)
Biological process (GO): defense response
Cellular component (GO): extracellular region
Source: RefSeq, a predicted model, not a curated record